This is a messenger RNA of Dendrobium catenatum, 1595 nucleotides long. RefSeq names its product anthranilate phosphoribosyltransferase, chloroplastic. The coding region runs from base 212 to 1390 and encodes 392 amino acids. Gene Ontology annotation, biological process: L-tryptophan biosynthetic process. The transcript has 9 exons. The record is from RefSeq and is a predicted model, not a curated record. Gene Ontology annotation, molecular function: anthranilate phosphoribosyltransferase activity. Gene Ontology annotation, cellular component: cytosol. NCBI's taxonomy places the organism in Eukaryota, Viridiplantae, Streptophyta, Magnoliopsida, Asparagales, Orchidaceae.
AUCUUUUUUAUUUCCUUUCAAAUGAGGUAGAAUUCGCCUUCUUCCUCCAGACCCCAAAGGCCCAAAUCAUUAAAUGAUCAAAGGAUUCAAAGCUUCUUUCCUUCCCUUUCCGUCAAGAAAAAUUCCAAAUUUCUCCAUUUGAUUUAUCCAAAUUGUAUAACGCCAUUGGCCAUCUCGUCUCUCGCACUGUGCAACAACGUGAGUCAUAUUAAUGGCGGUCUGUGGAUCUGUUGCUCCUCCUUACUUAUUUAAGUCAAGGGUGCGGCUAUCGGCCCCACGCCGCCUCCCAUCUGUGCCCCUCCCUCCAAUUCAUUACCAUCCCCGGAGAUUACAAAUUCCCCCUUUAUCUGCCAGCAAGGUGUCAUCACCUCUAUCAUUUAAGGAGUUGAUCGAGGCUCUAAUUGACCGUAAGGAUCUAUCUGAAGAAGAGGCCGAGUUCUCUCUUAAUUAUCUUCUGAAGGACAGCAAUGAGGCGCUCAUCAGCGCCUUUUUGGUUCUCCUGAGAGCCAAAGGGGAGGCCUUUGAGGAGAUCGUGGGUCUGGCAAGGGCAAUGUUCAAUUGCUGCCUGAAAGUUGAGGGCUUGGUUAACACCGUUGACAUUGUUGGAACUGGUGGUGAUGGAGCAAACACUGUCAAUAUCUCCACCGGUGCCUCUAUUUUGGCUGCAGCAGCUGGUGCUCGAGUAGCCAAGCAAGGGAAUCGAUCGAGUUCUUCACAAUGUGGAAGUGCUGAUGUGUUGGAGGCGUUGGGUGUCAACAUUGAAUUAGGCCCUGAGGAAGUUAAAAGAUGUGUGGAAGAGGUAGGUGUUGGUUUUAUGAUGGCUCCCAUUUACCACCCUGCAAUGAAGACGGUCAGUCCAGUGAGAAAGAAGCUUAAAGUGAAGACUGUAUUCAAUAUUCUUGGUCCAAUGUUGAAUCCUGCCCGAGUGCCUUUCGCUGUUGUUGGUGUCUAUCAUGAAGAUUUAGUGAUGAAAAUGGCCUUGGCAUUGCAAAGAUUUGGAAUGAGAAGAGCAUUGGUAGUUCAUUCAGAAGGUCUUGAUGAAAUUAGUCCACUUGGAUCUGGUUAUCUCCUUGAUGUUACGCAGGAUAAGAUUGAAAAGUUAAACUUUGAUCCAUUGAAUUUUGGAAUUCCUCGUUGCUCUCUCACUGACCUUAAAGGAGGUGAACCGAAAUACAAUGCAGAUGUUCUUAGGAAUGUACUUGCUGGUGAGAAGGGAUCAGUUGCUGAUGCUCUUGUCUUAAACGCAGCUGCUGCUCUUCUAGUAAGCGGCCUUGCCGACAGCUUUGAAGAUGGUGUUGCACUUGCUCAAGAGACACAUCGAUCCGGGAAAGCCAUAAAUACGCUCGAGUCUUGGAUUAAGCUUUCUAAUGCAAUCAGCUCCUUUGUCUGAAGUUUCUUUAGUAUACCCAGCACAGGAGUUUAUCUUGAAGAUCCCACAGCAGUAAUUCUAUGUUCUUCCCCUUUUAUUCUGUGCAAAGAAUAACAUUCUCAGACACAUUUUAUUCAGUAUUCCACAAUUAACUUUAGAAGAUAUUAGAUAUUUUCAUUGUUGGAUGUGAAGUUAUUUCAAUAAGUGUAAAUUCCUCGUUUUUAUC